Molecule: messenger RNA, 771 nt
Organism: Fomitiporia mediterranea MF3/22
Lineage: Eukaryota; Fungi; Basidiomycota; Agaricomycetes; Hymenochaetales; Hymenochaetaceae
Exons: 7
Coding region: 1-771 (256 amino acids)
Cellular component (GO): endoplasmic reticulum membrane; endoplasmic reticulum
Source: RefSeq, a predicted model, not a curated record
AUGCGUCUUUCAUUCUCUUGGGCCAUCUUACCUUUGUUAUUCUUCUCGGCUGUAGCAAGCGCAGAUGAAGAAACAGUGACUGCAGAGCCGGAAAUCUCUGUCACUGCUUCGUUCCCAGAGGACAAUCCGUUUGGCCAGAUCGUGAACGGAGAGCGCAAUCGAAUCAACUUGCUCAUUGAAAACCAGUCGGAGCUCAACGUCACGCUCAUUGCUGUCUCUGGUUCAUUCCACGACGCACAAUCGGAUGUGGUCGUAAAGAAUACUUCCACACUCCCUUAUGGUCUUCGUCUGAUUUCUGGGACGAAGGUUCAGCUGCCGUAUCAAUUUCACAGCGAGUUCAAGCCUGGAGAUAUUCGUCUCAAUCUCUGGCUGACCCACUCUGUCGAUGAUAAAAUCUAUCGUGUUACGGCGUACGAUUCAAUAGUGACUGUUGUCGAGCCCGAUUUUUCUUUCUUUGACUAUCAAGUCCUUUCUACAUAUUUAUUCACUGCAGUAUUCCUGGGUGGCCUUGGAUACCUGGCAUACAUCACUUUCGUUCCCAAGUCGAGGAAGUCACGCAAAUCGGUACCAGCUGGUGGCAAAAAUGCUAUUAGCUCUCCUGUCGGUUCAGUCACUGCUACUGGUGCGGGUGGGUACGAGGAGGAAUGGAUUCCGGAGCAUCACCUCAAAAUGAGAGGUGGUAAGAAGGCAGGCGCAGCGGGCUCUGGUGAUGAAUUGAGUGGUGGUGAGACGAGCGGCACGGAGGGGCGGAAGCGUAAGGGCCGCAAGUAA